Penicillium egyptiacum is the source of this 7485-nucleotide messenger RNA. The record is from the annotation of a GenBank genome assembly. NCBI's taxonomy places the organism in Eukaryota, Fungi, Ascomycota, Eurotiomycetes, Eurotiales, Aspergillaceae.
AUGGUCGAACUAUCAGAACCGACCCCGGGUCGGCCCGUUUGCCUGGUCUUCGGGCCCCAGAGUUCCGAGAUUGACGAAAGUCUAUUUUACAUCAGCCGCAGUGUUGAUGAAAAUCCAGCGUUGCAAUUCCUCAAGGAUGUCUUGAGGGAACUACCAUCUUUAUGGUCCACCAUUACUGAUGCCUGGGCGUCUUUGUCAUCAACCCCUGGAGCGGCGCAACUUACGGUGCUCGCUGAAUGUGUUGAGGGAGCGGUAGUCGCUCCCAAGAAUCCCACGAAUGUGCUCCUGACGCCCCUCACUGUUAUUCGACAGAUAAUCGAUGCGUGGAAAUUCAAAGAAAGUUCCAAGAACGAGUGCAGAAUCGUGGAUGCUCAGGGAUUUUGUGUCGGCUUCUUAGCGGCGGUCGCAAUCGCAUGCUCAAACGAUGCCGAGGAAUUCUCGGAUAUCGCAUCCACCAUGGUCCGAUUGGCCGUUUGCAUUGGAGCAGCAGUUGACCUGGAUGGCGUUUUGCAUGGUCAUGCCCGAUCUGUUGCUGUGAGAUGGAAGUCUGGUAGUGAGAAUGAACAACUCAAUCGGGUGUUGGCUAGCUCUUCAACGGCCUACAUCUCCUGCUUUACAGAUACAGCGUCGGCCACAGUUACAGUCGCGGAGGAUGGAGUAGAUGAGUUGAUUAAGGAGCUCGGAGCCCAUGGGUUGUCGGUGAAAAUUAUCGAUCUGAAAGGAAGAUUUCAUCAUUCGAGCCAUGUCACAGCUGUUCAACACCUUACCAAUAUUUGUGAGACAGACAACAGGUUCCGGUUGGCAAACACUGGUCCCUGUGUCCUUCCACUAAGGUCCAAUGUCGAUGCCCGUGUGAUUGGGAAAAGAUGUGACGUUCACAAAAUUGCCCUGGAAUCAAUCUUGACCAAACCAUGCCAGUGGGCUACGACUGUUUCGGCCGCAGUCAAGCAAGCGAGAGAGACAGAUGGUGACUUAGCUCUUACUCCGAUUGGGACUGGCCAGUUCCUUCCACGUCUAGUCAGAACAAGGGUUCUCGACAACAUGAACCACAGGUUGUCGGAUACCAGACAUCACGAACCGCUGCCAAAUGGGAUCCACAAAUCAUCCUCCCCUGCUGGAUCGGCACCAUCAACUAACGUGGCCACGACCGCCGGGACAGCAACCCCGAUUGCUAUCACCGGCAUGGGAUGUCGAUAUGCCCAAGUGGAUUCUCCAGAGCAACUGUGGGAGAUGCUCGAGUUGGGGCGGUGCGGUGUCAGCGCACUUCCAAAUGAGCGAUUCGAGAUGGACAAGCUUCUUCGCGAGCCAAAGGGGCCAUUUUGGGGGAACUAUCUGGCUAAUCCCGAUGUUUUUGAUCAUCGCUUCUUUGGCAUCUCGGCCCGAGAAGCGGAUGCUAUGGACCCCCAGCAACGACUACUUCUUCAGGUCGGGUAUGAGGCUAUGGAGUCAGCUGGAUACUGUGGUCUUCGCGCCUCAAAUGUGCCGAGCGAUAUCGGUUGUUAUGUUGGUGUCGGCUCGGAUGAUUAUACUGACAAUGUUGGAUCAACCCAUGCGAACGCAUUUUCAGCUACAGGGACACUCCAAGCGUUCUGCACUGGCCGUCUUAGUCACUAUUUUGGUUGGACUGGGCCAUCGGUAGUGGUUGACACCGCGUGCUCUUCAGCUGCGGUGUCUAUUCAUCUUGCAUGCAAGGCUUUACAAACCAAUGAAUGCUCUAUUGCCGUGGCAGGCGGUGUAAAUGUCAUGACAAGCCCGAGAGUGACCCAAAACCUAGCGGCGGCCUCCUUCCUCUCCCCCACCGGCGCUUCUAAGGCAUUUGAUGCGACUGCGAAUGGUUAUUGUCGCGGUGAGGGGGCGGGCCUGGUGGUGUUACGACCCUUAGCAGACGCAAUUCGGAACGGAGACCCCAUCCUUGCCGUAAUUGGCGGGUCCGCGGUCAACCAGGGAUCCAACUGCUCUCCGAUCACUGUCCCAGACUCGAAUUCCCAGAGAUCCCUUUAUCAGAAGGCCCUCGUGGCAUCUGGGAUUCCACCAGAAGACGUCACUUAUGUUGAAGCACAUGGCACAGGCACCCAGGUAGGCGAUCCAAUUGAAUUCGACAGCAUCCGCAAAGCCUUUGGAGGACCUGCCCGUAGCGAAAAGCUUCAUGUCGGAUCUAUCAAAGAUAACAUCGGCCACACCGAAACGGCUUCAGGGGUAGCUGGCCUACUGAAGACUGUCUUGAUGAUGCAAAAACACCAAAUACCGAAGCAAGCCAAUUUUGUUCAACUGAACCCAAAGAUUCCUGCAUUGGACGAUGCAACAAUCGCAAUUCCAACCAAGUCAAUCCACUGGCCGUCCGCCGCUACUUCAUCUUCAAAUGCCGUGGCAAUGGUGACCAAUUACGGCGCUGCAGGAAGUAAUGCGGCUCUUGUUGUGAAACAAUACAAAGCGACAUCUUGCCCUUUAAAUCCAGUCUCUCUCCCCCCUAGUGAGGUGCCCGUUAUCCUGGCAGCCAACUCUGUCGAAUCACUCAGGUCAUACUGCAAAGUUCUACUUUCGAGUGUCCGGAAUGCACAACUGAGCAAUUGUCAAGACAUCGCCUACAACUUGGCAAUCAAGCAGAGCAGAGAUAUGGAUUACAUUUCCACAUUCAGCAUUUCCGCAAAUCAACCCAACGAGCUUAUUGCGAAGCUAGAGUCGAUGUCAGGUGAGACCACUGAUGUCAAGAAACAACCGGCUUCUCCUAUGCCCGUCAUCUUAUGCUUUGGUGGACAAAAUGGAAAUGAAGCAACCCUUUCCGAAGACCUGUUUAAUCAGUGUGAACUGCUUCAAUAUCACCUGAUGGAAUGUGAAAAGGUUUGCCAAACUCUUGAUCUUCCGAGCCUCUUCCCAAGUAUCUUCCAGCCUGGCCCAAUCGAAGAUACCGUCAGCCUUCACUGCAUUUUGUUCGCAAUCCAAUACGCAUCAGCAAUGUCAUGGAUAGAUUCUGGACUGCAAGUGGACCGAAUUAUAGGCCAUAGCUUUGGCCAACUUACGGGACUCUGUGUCGCUGGAGGGUUGAACCUUUCAGAUGCUCUCUAUCUUGUCUCAGAGCGAGCCAGGAUGAUCCACAGCAUGUGGGGAUCUGAGCGAGGAGUUAUGCUCUUAGUGGAAGGGACAGAGGCGGAGGUACAGAGUUUGUUGAAUCGCACGACACAGCAUAUGCCAGAUGUGGCAGUGGAUGUGGCUUGUAUCAAUGGGCCUCGCAAUGUUAUAUUGGCGGGAGAUGAGCGAUCUCUACAGCUGGUUCAGAACCUGUCGGCGGAAGCUCCGUCCAUCCUCCGCACAAAGAGAUUGAAGAACACACAUGCUUUCCAUUCCCGCCUGGUGGAUAGCAUUGUUCCUCCUCUGACCAAGGUAGCCAAAGAGCUUCGAUACAAGCCACUGCCUAUCCCUCUUGAGGCUUGUUCCCAGGAUGGCGACUGGUCCUCUGUCACGCCAGGCAAGAUCGUGGCCCACAGCCGCGGACGUGUUGACUUCCAGAAAGCCGUUGAGCGGGUGGCCCAAAGGAUUCAGGAACCUAUUGUCUGGUUGGAGGCAGGAUCCGCAUCUCCCAUCAUCCCAUUGGUACGACGAGUUAUCGACGCAGUGGCAGCCUCUCCAAAAGAGCAUGUCUAUCAGGCGCUCGACCUGGGAGGUCCACAAGCCCAGAAAAAUCUUUCACAGGCUACUUGCAACCUGUGGUCCAGAGGUGCGAAGGUUCAAUUCUGGCAGUUCCACGACUCUCAAGCCAAAAGUUACAACUGGAUCAACCUACCGCCUUAUCAGUUCGCUCAAACACGUCACUGGAUUGCAUACGACCCAAACGCCUUUACGCCGUUGCCAGAAGACAAGCCAACCUUGCCUUCUUCGUGUGGCCCGAAAGAGUUUGUCAAGCUACUCACCAAGCAGCCGACCGAGUGUAUAUUUUCCAUCAACACGAAAGACCCUCUUUACCAGGAAUGUACACAAGGCCAUGCAGUACUUGAUCAAAACCUCUGCCCUGCCUCUCUCUACUUUGAGAUGAUUGUUCGUGCGGCAGGACUCAUUCGCCCGGAAAACGAUACAACACCCGCGAUGCCUCACCUUCAAAAUCUUGCCAUUUCGGCUCCCCUUGUACUCAACCCAACUGGAAAUGUUCUGUUAAGUCUUACCCGUACCCGGCCUGGUGACUCUCCAUGGUCAUUCUCUCUCUUCACUCGUGAGCCCAGCAAGAACGCGGUGACCAUGCAUGCAACGGGUGAGAUCAGCUUGCACCCCUUCGGCCAGAACACACCUCUCUUCGUUCGCCUUCACUCCAUGAACCGAUUGAUUGAUUCGUCCCGAGUGGACUCUAUCACCAAUUCACGUGAGUCGAGCGGUCUCAAAGGAUUUGCCGUCUACCAGGCUUUCCGUAGAGUUGUCAAUUACGCUGAUUGUUAUCGCGGCGUUGAACGAGUGUUCGCGACCGAGUAUGAGGCUGCUGGAAUCGUGAACCUACUCUCGUCCAAGACAAAGGAUGCCGCAUGUGAUCCGAUGCUCGUCGACAAUUUCAUCCAAGUCGCUGGAAUCCACGUCAACUGCCUUUCGGAGACAAAGGAAGAUGAAGUUUUCGUCUGCACUGGGGUUGGUGAAAUCUUGAUUGGAGAGGCCUUCAUGACACGGGAUCCCAAUUCCUCGCAUGCUUGGGGUGUAUACUCCAACAUGGACAGAUCUGUUAAGAGCAAGAUCACCUGUGACACAUUUGUCCUGGAUCGGGAGACGGGUACGCUUGCUGUCACCAUUCUCUCUGCGGAAUUCACCAGCGUUUCCAUUGCUGGUCUUGCACGAGUACUCAAGAAAUUGAACAAUCAACCCGAUGACAAAAAGGCAUCUCCAGAGACGCCUUUUCAGGAUAAUUUCAAAGUUGAUAUCAAUCCCAGCCUUCAGAAUGCAGUACCUGUUGUCCAGUCUACUCGCCAACCUGCCCCAGAAGCUGGACACUUUGUGGUCGUCCAAGAGAUGCUCUGUGAUCUACUGGGGAUUGCCUCCGAGGAGUUGUUGCCAUCCUCGAAUCUCGAAGAAAUUGGUGUUGACUCACUCAUGCGAACUGAGGUUCUGGUAGAAAUAAAGAAGAGGUUCAAUGUCAGCAUUGACGCCUCCUCCUUGAUUGAAAUUCCCGAUAUCCAAAAGCUGGUGCAGACAAUUUUCCCCGAUGCCGCAGCUCCUCCCACAAAUGGAGUUCACCCGUCAUUGCAAAUCGAGACCACAGCUGCAGCUGACUCGGAGAACAAUACCCAUGUUAUCCCAACCCCAAUUUCUGACGCGGAUAUAAACGGCCUCAUCGACAUCGCGCCUGGCCUUUUCACUGAUAUUCAGAGAAGCACGGCGCACAGUCAAUUGACCCAGUGGGACGGAUUUUGUGAAUUUGUAUAUCCCAAGCAGAUGGCCCUUGUCACAGCGUAUGUGGUAGAGGCUUUCAAGUCCCUCGGUGUCUCCCUAGACAGUUUUGAGGCUGAUUGUGCUAUUCCACAAGUGCCUGUUCUUCAACAGCAUGGCAAGGUUCGAAACCAGCUUUAUUCCAUCCUGGAGUUCUCGAAUCUUAUCCGGGCUACCGAUCGUGGCUUCGUGCGCACAACAAUUCCUGUACCCACGAUUGCGUCUGAUGUAUUGCACGAGGAAAUCAUUCGCCUCUAUCCCCAGCACAGAUCUGAGCACCAUCUUCUCAGAACAACUGGCUCGCGACUCAGUGAUUGCUUGAGCGGAGCAGCCGACCCACUCUCCCUCCUCUUCCAAGAUGCAGAGGCCCGUCACCUGAUGGAGGAUGUGUACACGAACGCUCCAAUGUUCAAGGCUGCAACUAACCACCUUGCCCAAUACCUUGUAAAUCUGCUUGGUCGCAUGGAUACCACGAGGGAAAUCAAGAUCCUUGAGAUUGGGGGUGGCACUGGAGGCACAACCAAGGCUUUGUUGAGUCAGCUCACUGCUGUCCCUGGUCUUCGCUUCCAAUACACAUUCACGGACCUGUCCUCGGGGCUCCUGACUCUGGCACGCAAGAAGUUCAAGCAUUACAACUUCAUGAAAUAUCAAGUCCUCAAUGUUGAACAGACUCCUACCCCAGACAUGCUCGGUCAAUUUGACAUCAUCCUAUCCAGCAACUGUGUGCACGCAACCCGCAAUCUUGUUCAAUCGUGUUCAAAUAUCAACAAGCUUCUACGACCAGACGGAAUUCUUUGCCUAAUCGAGCUCACACGCAACUUGUUCUGGUUUGAUCUUGUCUUUGGUCUGCUGGAGGGCUGGUGGCUCUUCGAGGAUGGUCGGCAACACGCCCUUGCGACCGAACACGUAUGGAAACAAACCCUUUCCAAGUCAGGUUUCCAAUGGGUUGACUGGACGCACAAUGACUCGGAAGAAUCCAAUGUUCUUAGGGUGAUCACUGCGUCGCCGACCUCGGCCGUCAUUUUACCUCCGACCCCCGGGAGCCCCUUACGCAUCGUAAACGAGGAGACGGUCGUUUAUGGCAAGAAUGGUGGCGUGGAGCUCUCCGCAGACAUUUACUAUCCCCGGGAUCUUCAGCCUAUUGGAAAACCCCGUCCAAUUGCUCUACUUAUCCAUGGCGGAGGACACAUCAUGCUUUCGCGCCGGGACAUCCGCAGUAAGCAAGUCAAGAUGCUCCUCGAUGCGGGAUUCUUGCCGGUCAGUGUGGAUUACCGACUGUGCCCAGAGGUUUCUCUGUCGGAAGGCCCAAUGCAUGAUGCAUGCGAUGCCCUCUCCUGGGCUCGAGGUAUCCUGCCCAAAUUGUCUCUCGGUCGCCCUGACAUACAACCGGAUGGAAGCCAAGUGGUAGCAGUUGGCUGGUCUACUGGUGCUCAUCUGGCUAUGACAUUGGCUUGGACUGCUGAGCAGAGGGGCAUCGCCCCGCCCGACGCUAUCCUCGCAUUCUACGGGCCUACUGACUAUGAAGACUCUUUCUGGUCCCAGCCCAACUUCCCGUAUGGAAAGAAUGCCGCCUCGCCAGAAAUGAACUACAACUUGUGGGAAGGCAUGCAUGACACGCCAAUCACUGCCUACAAUCCUCCGGCCAACCAAAAGGCCCUUGGGGGCUGGAUGUCACCGGCGGAUCCUCGCAGUCGAAUUGCCUUGCACAUGAACUGGAAAGGACAAAGCCUGCCUAUGUUGCUGCAUGGAGGCCGCUUCUGGUCGGACCAUAAAGACGACUCUGGAGAAGACUUGCCCGUUCCGACUCUUGAGGAAAUCCAAGCCGUCAGCCCUCUGGCACAAAUUCGCAAUGGGAGUUACAAGACGCCCACUUUCAUAAUCCACGGGACUCUUGAUGAUCUCAUUCCAGUGGAACAGGCGCAGAGGACAUCGCGGGAGCUGCUUACGAAGGGCGUUGAGGUCGAGCUCCGCGUUGUGGAUAAGGCAGUGCAUCUGUUUGACAUUUAUCCUGGGUUUGAGAAAGACCAGGCGGCUGCUCAAGCUGUUGAAGAUGGUUACGAGUUUUUGCGUGAUCAUGUUAGAUAUUAG